Messenger RNA from Rana temporaria (common frog), 3456 nucleotides. It is a transcript of the gene DDX42, whose product is annotated as DEAD-box helicase 42. Bases 109 to 3036 code for a protein of 975 amino acids. NCBI's taxonomy places the organism in Eukaryota, Metazoa, Chordata, Amphibia, Anura, Ranidae. The record is from RefSeq and is a predicted model, not a curated record. The transcript is spliced from 18 exons. Gene Ontology annotation, molecular function: nucleic acid binding; ATP binding; RNA helicase activity.
AGCGCCCAGACCCGCUAUAGAGCGGAAGUGACGUGAUAGGAGGUGGCUGUCGCGGCGUGGUGACGUCUGCAGGCCGCUGCGAGCUCCGGUGUGAGAACGGCGGAAAGGAUGUCUAUGAACUGGAACAAAGGGGGGCCGAGCGGCAAGCGCGGCUUUGGAUUCGGAGGCUUCGCUAUCAAUACGGGGAAGAAGGAGGAGCCGAAACUGCCGCAGACGGCUCACAGCGCUUUCCACGGGCCACCUCCCGGCAACAGUUCCCAGCUGCCCUCCUUCUACAAGAUUGGAUCCAAGAGGGCCAACUUUGACGAGGAAAAUGCAUACUUUGAUGAUGAAGAGGAAGAUUCCUCCAAUAUGGACCUGCCAUACAUUCCAGCAGAGAACUCCCCAACCAGACAGCAGAUGCUGGCGAAGAAGGAAGAAUCUGACAGUGAGGAUGAUCCGCUUGAGGCCUUCAUGGCAGAAGUGGAGGAUCAGGCUGCCCGAGACUUGAGGAGGCUGGAGGAACGGGACAAGGAGAAGAAAAACGCCAGGGGUAUCAGGGAUGACAUUGAGGAAGAAGAUGACCAGGAAGCGUACUUCAGGUACAUGGCUGAGAACCCAACCGCCGGGCUUAUCCCUGAGGAAGAGGAGGACAACCUUGAGUACGAUAGUGAUGGAAACCCCAUGGCCGGCACCACCAAGCGUGUCAUUGAUCCUCUUCCCCCUAUGGAUCAUUCCGAGAUAGAGUAUUCACCGUUUGAGAAGAAUUUCUUUGAAGAACACGAGGAGAUCACGGCUCUGACCCCCCAGCAGGUUGUAGACCUGAGGAACAAGUUGAACUUGCGGGUCUCUGGAGCCGCUCCGCCACGUCCAGCCAGCAGCUUUGCUCACUUUGGAUUUGAUGAACAGCUCAUGCACCAGAUUAGGAAGUCUGAAUACACCCAACCCACACCCAUCCAGUGCCAGGGUAUUCCAGUGGCACUUAGCGGACGUGACCUGAUUGGCAUUGCCAAAACUGGGAGUGGUAAGACAGCUGCGUUCAUCUGGCCUGUGCUGGUACACAUUAUGGACCAGAAGGAGCUCCAGCCAGGGGAUGGCCCCAUUGCAGUCAUUGUGUGUCCCACACGCGAGUUGUGCCAGCAGAUUCACAAUGAAUGUAAACGAUUUGGAAAGGCCUAUAACCUGCGUUCUGUGGCUGUGUACGGAGGUGGCAGCAUGUGGGAACAGGCCAAGGCUCUGCAGGAAGGAGCAGAGAUUGUGGUCUGCACUCCGGGCCGUCUUAUUGACCACGUGAAGAAAAAAGCCACCAACCUGCAACGUGUCACUUACCUUGUGUUUGAUGAAGCGGAUCGAAUGUUUGACAUGGGUUUUGAAUACCAGGUCCGAUCCGUCGCCAACCAUGUGAGACCAGACAGACAAACUCUCCUGUUUAGUGCCACUUUCCGGAAAAAGAUUGAAAGAUUAGCCAGAGAUAUUCUGAUUGAUCCCAUCCGCAUUGUUCAGGGAGAUAUCGGAGAGGCCAAUGAAGACAUCACUCAGAUGGUUGAGAUUCUCCCAUCCGGCCCAGAGAAGUGGAGCUGGAUGAGCCGCAGACUGGUAGAGUUCACAUCUACAGGCAGCGUCCUUGUUUUCGUCACCAAGAAAGCCAACGCUGAAGAGCUGGCCAGCAACCUACGCUUGGAGGACCAUUCUUUGGGCCUUCUUCAUGGAGAUAUGGACCAGAGUGAGAGGAACAAAGUCAUCACAGACUUCAAAAAGAAGGCCAUCCCCGUUCUGGUAGCUACAGAUGUUGCUGCCCGAGGCUUGGACAUUCCAUCAAUCAAGACCGUGAUCAACUAUGACGUGGCGCGAGAUAUUGACACACACACUCACCGUAUUGGUCGUACGGGCAGAGCGGGAGAGAAGGGUGCCGCUUAUACUCUGUUGACGCCAAAAGACACCAAUUUUGCUGGGGACUUGGUGAGGAAUCUGGAAGGAGCAAACCAGUAUGUGUCUAAGGAGCUUCUGGACCUGGCUAUGCAGAAUGCUUGGUUUCGCAAGUCCCGCUUUAAGACUGGAAUAGGCAAGAAGCUAAACGUUGGUGGAGGAGGCCUGGGCUAUAGAGAGCGCCCAGGACUUGGAGCAGACACUUCGGAACGCAACGUGUCUGGGAAUGUGAUGAGCAACUACGAAGCCUUCAAACCCACAGGCGGGGCGAUGGGAGACAGAUUGUCGGCCAUGAAGUCUGCUUUUCAGUCUCAGUACAAAAAUCACUUUAUUGCUGCUAGUCUCAACACACAGAAAACGGGGACAUCUACAGUCAACUCUGGUGCAUGGACAAGUGCUGGUAGUUUAAGUUCCGUACCCAGCACCCCAUCACACAGUUUAGUACUCUCAGAGGAGUCGGCUCCACCCCCUCCCAGAUCCAUGCCUGGUUUUACCAGCAGUGGAACACUAAGCAGUAUUCCCAGUACUUAUGCUCCUGUGAUUGCUCCCAGUUAUCCUGCCCCCAGCCAAUACAGUGCCAAAGACAGCAGCAGUGGCGGCAGAGAGGGAAGCGGGAACCGAGGAGAGAGAGAUAGGUACAGCGAUGGAAAAGGGAGACACGGUCAAGGACAUCGCCAUAGCGACAGAGAGGGCCACCGCCAUGGCGAUGGACACCGGCAUUCCAGCGGCGGGAGACACGGGGAUGGUCGUAAUGGAGAUGGCAGAAGGGAAGGCUCACGAGAGGCCGAUGGACGGAGGGAAGGCUCACGAGAGGCCGAUGGACGGAGGGAAGGCUCACGAGAGGCCGAUGGACGGAGGGAAGGCUCACGAGAGGCCGAUGGACGGAGGGAAGGCUCACGAGAGGCCGAUGGACGGAGGGAAGGCUCCCGCGACAGGGACAGCAGCCGAAGAGACAGUCGUGGAGAAAGUCGAAAAGAAGGAAGCGCUCGUGACGGCAAGAGAGAGGGCUCCCAGGACAGCGACAGUCCCAGGGAAUCGAAGGAUGAGGGCGAAAGUCGAAAAGAAUCGAAAAGUGAAAGUUUUGCAGUUCCAGAUCUUCCAAAACGGAAAAAGAGCAGAUGGGACAGUUAACUUCCCAGAAAAUGUAGCGAAGGGGUACAGCAUUUGUCACAAACGUAGUUUGCUUCUGGGGAGGCUGGGUGGAAGGUUGGUGAGAUUUAUAUACUAUCCAGGAUUUGCAACACGUUGGGAAAAGGCUUUACCCUAACACAAUCUCCAGAGUAUUUUCGGUGUCCGUAUCCUACUGUGUAGAGCAGCUACUACCAUGUUGUACUCCUCACUUUGUGUGACAUGCGCAAGACAAAGAGCCCUUCCAUCCAGAAACCCAUCAUCUCUGACCUGUGUGUGUUUAGGAUAUGUCUCUGUACGGAGCACCGUUUUCUGAUUUUACUAUUCCGUAUGUUCGUUUUUUUUUUGUUUUCUUUUGUGUAUCAAGUUGUUCUCAUUUCACAAACCGUGAAUAAAAGAACAUGAGUUUUGUUUUCAAUGGUA